Culicoides brevitarsis is the source of this 1551-nucleotide messenger RNA. RefSeq names its product zinc finger protein 99-like. Gene Ontology annotation, biological process: regulation of transcription by RNA polymerase II. The record is from RefSeq and is a predicted model, not a curated record. NCBI's taxonomy places the organism in Eukaryota, Metazoa, Arthropoda, Insecta, Diptera, Ceratopogonidae. The coding region runs from base 73 to 1464 and encodes 463 amino acids. Gene Ontology annotation, cellular component: chromosome. The transcript has 2 exons. Gene Ontology annotation, molecular function: chromatin insulator sequence binding.
GAAAAAUGUAAACAAACUUUAACUGUAGAAAAAAUUUUUUUUUUGUAUCAAAUUUUAAAUUAAUUUAAGCUCAUGGAAACCGAAGACGGCACAAUUGUCGUCGAAAUCGAAGAACAAACCACUGACGAGCCUCAAGAUGUCGAAACUUUGGAAACAUUUUCCGAAUGGCAUCAAUGCCCGCUUUGCGAGGAAUAUUUCCGCAUAUCCAAAUCCCUGCUCGAACACAUGAUCCUCAAACAUCGCAGCGAAAAACAAUGGAAACUCUCGGAAAUGCUGAACAUCAUCGAGUCCCGCGAGACAAUUUACUCCUCAGACAGCGACUGCGACUACGAAAUUUCGAUCGAAAUCACAAAACGACCCGUUUCACGAGCAGUUUUCAAGGAAAAUCUCCGAAAAAUGCAAAAACAAACGGAACCUUUGCGGAUAAUUGACAGCAAUGAACGCUCCGACGACGAUUUAAGUGACGAAACGCGCGUCAAAUGCCCAAAAUGCGACGUCACAUUCACAACUCGCAAAAUUCUGCGAUCUCACAUCAAAUUAUUUCACGUCGAGGAAAUGGGAAUUGUGGAUUACGAGCUCGGGGGACGCGAAAAACUCGAAUGUCCCGAAUGUACGAGAGUUUUGUGCGAUCCGCGAAAUUUGCGGAAGCACGUGAAGCUUUGUCACAACAAAAAUAUCCGGUUCAGGGACGAAAAAACGGGAAAAUGGGGCAAAUUGUUGACUUUCACAGCGGAAAAAAUGAAAACUUUACAAAAUUCAUCGUCUUCAAAGGACUUUCCCAUCGUUCGAGGGACAGAUAAAGACACGGGACGAAUAAUUUUCAAAUGCGGUUUGUGCGGUUUUGGUCCAUUUUUGUGUCCGCGAGCGAUAAAAAGGCAUCAAACGAAGGAACAUGGCCGAGAACCGUUGAAAGUCGAUACGAAAGACGAGAUUUUCCGCUGUGAUCAAUGCUCGAAGGAGUUUUGGAACAAAGAUAACUUGAUGCGUCACAUGAAACUUCACUCCGAUGCCAAAAAUUACGUUUGCAACUUUUGUGGGAAUGCGUACAAGACUUCGGCGGUGCUGCGGAAGCAUCGUUUAGCGCACGUUCAUAUCAAAUGUUUGCUCUGUGGCGAAGAAUUUUACCUGAAAUCCGAUUAUAAAGCGCAUCACAAGGCGCGGCAUGACAACGAAGAGAAAAGUUUCGAGAGCAGGGAGCCAGAUAUUGAACCGAUUCAGAAGAGGAUGCCGCAUAUCCCGAAAAAAGUCGAAGAUCCGGUGAAAUGUGAGCGAUGCAAACGAAUUUUUGCGGCAAUGUGCGGCUAUAAAGUGCACAAAUGUGUGGAAAAUGAGAAAAAUGUCUGUAAUGUGUGUGGAAGUAAAUUUCGAUCGAAAAAACGGUAUCAGGCGCAUGAAUGUCCGGGAGUUUUAGGAAUUAAAAUUGUAGAAGACGAAGAAAUAGAAAUAGAAGAAGAAGUACUUUAAGCAAACUUUAAGAUAAAAAAUAAAUUAGAAUUUUAAAAAAUAUUUUUAAAAAAUAAUUAAAAAAAAAUUAAAAGAAAAUUAUAUUAC